GUUGACAGUGAGUUGUACACCAGCACAGCUUUAGUGAAGGUAGUCAAAUAACCUUUCAUUCGGUGCAUGUUUGUUUUGUUUGAUCGCUAUCAGAUUUCAGUUACCAAUAUCUGUAGCUUACAGAUUUGUUUUCACGUACAGCUGGUCUGUAGAUUGAAGGAUGGAGACCAGUGGAAAACCCUCGACAGCACAGAUUGUGUUGCUGGCCACUAGCUCGGCUCUGACUGCCGUCUUAUACACCAUAUACAAGAGGAAGUCGAGCCAUGUAGCGAAGUUACGGGAUGCCAAGAAGAUGCCGUUAAAUCCAAAUCUCAAAACUAUCCUUGAUGAAGCUCCAGGAAAAUGUGUUCCUUAUGCAGUGAUUGAAGGUGUUGUGCGCUCAGUGAAGGAGACCUUGAACAGUCAGUUUGUAGGCAACUGUAAAGGAGUUAUUGAGAGGUUAACCCUAAAAGAGAAGAAGAUGGUGUGGAAUCGAACAACACAUAUAUGGAAUGACUGUGAAAAGGUCAUCCACCAACGCACCAACACCGUGCCCUUUGACCUCGCCCCGCACGACGACACCAUUCCCACAACAGUGCGCGUGGUCCGGCCGCUCGACGCCGCCGAGCUGGAUCUGGAGACCACCUACGAGAACUUUCACCCUUCUCAGCAGUCUCUGACCAACGUCAUCGGGCACUUCAUCAGCGGCGAGCGCCCGCAAGGCAUCCAGGAGACCGAAGAAAUGCUGCGUCUGGGUGCCAGCAUGACAGGAGUAGGUGAGCUGGUGCUGGACAACAACCUGGUUCGUCUUCAACCCCCUAAACAGGGCCUGCGCUACUUCCUCAGCCGGCUGGACCACGACACGCUCCUGAACAAGCAAGAGGGUCGCCUGCGCGUCUGGAGGGUCUUGACGGUGCUGUUUGGUCUGACCGCCUGCGCCACGCUCUUCUACCUGCUGUGGCGGCAGUACGUGCUGCGGAAGGAGCGCAGGAAAGAGCGCAGCCUGCUGGACGAGUACAGGAAGUGGCAGAGCAAGCGUUUGCAGGAGCUCCACCUGGCCGAGGAGGAUCUGUCGCCUACCUCAUGCACAAUAUGCUUGAAUCGUGAGCGCUCGUGCGUGUUUCUGGAGUGCGGUCACGUGUGUGCCUGUGAGGAGUGCUACAGGGCCCUGCCCGAGCCCAAGAAGUGUCCCAUCUGUAGGGCUACGAUAGACAGGAUUGUCCCUCUGUAUAACAGCUAGAGGCCUGAUUAUAAAUACGUAGUAUGCAAUUACUUUGAAACGAGGCACUUUGGGUGUGAGCACUGCGUUCCAUGCCGUGUCAUAUCAGCUACUAUAAUCCAAAUAGAACAUUCUUCCAGUUUAAGUUGUUUUUUUUUGUGUGUGUUUUAUUGAUUGAUCACACUGUUGACAAUCUCCCGCUUGUGGCUGCGUGAACUGAAAUUAAAUACCAGUUAUUAUUUCGUCCCAAAUCAAAACAAAAAAAUGAUAAAGAACAUUUUCUUUAAUAAAAAAUUUAAAUCAG
Messenger RNA from Puntigrus tetrazona (Sumatra barb), 1502 nucleotides. It is a transcript of the gene mul1, whose product is annotated as mitochondrial E3 ubiquitin protein ligase 1b. The coding region runs from base 161 to 1219 and encodes 352 amino acids. Lineage: Eukaryota; Metazoa; Chordata; Actinopteri; Cypriniformes; Cyprinidae. Gene Ontology annotation, biological process: organelle organization; protein ubiquitination. Gene Ontology annotation, molecular function: ubiquitin-protein transferase activity. The record is from RefSeq and is a predicted model, not a curated record. Gene Ontology annotation, cellular component: mitochondrion. The transcript has 5 exons.